Messenger RNA from Ilyonectria robusta, 2597 nucleotides. Its product is annotated as WD40-repeat-containing domain protein. The record is from RefSeq and is a predicted model, not a curated record. Gene Ontology annotation, molecular function: protein binding. Gene Ontology annotation, biological process: proteasome-mediated ubiquitin-dependent protein catabolic process. The transcript is spliced from 5 exons. Gene Ontology annotation, cellular component: Cul4-RING E3 ubiquitin ligase complex. Lineage: Eukaryota; Fungi; Ascomycota; Sordariomycetes; Hypocreales; Nectriaceae. Bases 316 to 2268 code for a protein of 650 amino acids.
UAUCGGGACAGCUGUUAUCUAAUCUCCGCCCCAAUGUCGUCACAAGCUCCGGAGCUCUCCCUCACGCAUCAAACUUCCUCACAAAUCAUCCCGCCACCUCCAUGUUCCAUCACAAAUAGCCUUAUUUAAUUCACUAAAUCUAUUCUCUGACUCAUACCUGAAACAAUCACAGGCUACUUGCUGGCUUCGCCAAGUUGGCUCGAUCCUCAGGCCAGCCAGAUUCACCCUCUUCACUCCUCGCUUAGCAAGCAUUCGCAAACUGCCGAGUCUCCCGCCACCCUCAUUCCUGAUUGCACUCUCACAGGUGAAGCCGCCAUGACGACACCUAACAACGGGCAAAGCUCGGACUCGUCGUCGCCGAUUCACCGCACUACUUCAACUGAUGAAGUCCAGACACAUCUCACGCCCGGCCGAUUGACACACGGUCCAAUCUGGUUCUAUGACGUGGAGGAAGAGGAAGAGGUAUUUGAAGAGGAUGACGACGAGGAUUAUGACUAUGAGGAAAAUACAGACAUUGUGGUGGGUGAUCAGGUAGACGGCGAGGACGACGAUGAUGAGGGCGACGACGGUGAGGGCGACGACGAUGAGGGCGACGACGAUGAGGGCGGAAAUGAGGAGGACGAUGCAAGUGCUGAACGGAUCCUUGAUCUGCUACGAACCGGUGCCAGAACAGGAGUAUUGACCAGAGGCCAACUCCUCGCCCUAAUGCGCAACCCAGAGUUGACCAAUGUCUUGUUCCAAGACGAUAUCGAAAGCGACGCCGAGUUUCUUCAGUGGCCACCGCGGAGACACAGACCGAGGACGCCCAAGGACCCAAACCGCUUCCCCAAGGUCCCGAGCGAGGAAGGCAUCAAGUUGAUGCGGUCCGGAGCCUUUGGUGCGAAUGACUACAACAUGCGUGCCAAGAAGCAUCUUGCCCAACGUAUGCUGGAUAGUGAACUAGCCAUAGGCAACCAAGGAGAGCGAAAGAGAAACAGAGACUUGGUAGCGCAGAGCAUGAUUCCGCGCAGCAGAGCAGAGCAGAUCAUUCAUUUCGAUGACCCUGUAUACUCGGGUCAGUUCUCAGAUGACGGUAACUUCUUCUUCGCCUGCUCCCAAGACUUCAAGGUCCGAAUGUACAACACGUCAAACCCCUACAACUGGGAGCACUACAAGACGGUCAGCUAUCCUUGGGGCCAGUGGACUUUGACAGAUGCAUCGCUGAGCCCCGACAACAAAUGGCUCGCCUACACGUCGAUUCAAUCCUUGGUUUCGAUCGCGCCGACGGAUCCGAACGAUACGGGAGACCCUUACACCCUGGAACUCGACGAUGGCACCAGGCGAGGGUUCCGGCGAAGUUCAUUCGGCAUCUGGUCUAUCCGAUUCUCAGGAGACGGGAGGGAGCUGGUGGCGGGAACCAGUUCGUCGUCGGUCGUUGUGUACGACAUUGAAUCCCGUACCGUGUUGCACAACAUCCAAGCCCACAAUGACGACGUCAACGCAGUUUGCUUUGCCGACAAGAAAUCCCCGCACAUUCUCUACUCCGGAUCCGACGACACGACUAUCAAAGUAUGGGACCGUCGAUGCAUGGGUUCAACCAGAGAAGUGGGCGCGUUCGUCGGGCACAUUGAAGGAUUGACGUAUAUUGACAGUAAGGGCGACGGUCGUUACAUUCUCAGUAACGGCAAAGACCAGAGCAUGAAGUUGUGGGACAUGCGCAUGGCCUAUGGUACUGAUCGGUUCCACGAAAUUGAUCCCUCACAUGAGCAGGCUAGCGACUUUGACUAUCGAGGUGGCACAUACGACGAGGAGGACUGGAGCCCCCAUCCCAAGGACAACUCUGUGGUGACAUUCCGAGGGCACAAGGUGCUCCGGACGCUCAUCAGAUGCCAUUUCUCGCCAGAGUCGUCCACCAAUUCGCGGUACGUCUACUCAGGCAGCGCCGACGGAAAGGUGUACAUUUGGAACUUGGAUGCCACACUGGCGGGGACAGUUGAUGUCAAGAAGGCAACCAUGGGGACGCGGCCGGCCGACCAGCAUUCACGCUUCAUUCAUCUUGACGAACCUGGUGGCUGGGGAACUUGUGUUCGCGAUGCGAGCUGGCAUCCUAACGCUCCGGUGCUCGUUGCCUCUGCGUGGAACGGGUACAACAUGGCACGGGGAACGUGUACGCUACACUCAUUCAACGAGACGAUGGACGAUGAAGGCGAGCCGCCGAUGGGACGAAGUGUCAAUGACGUUCUCAAGCCGGACCCGCACUUGUUCCAGUCGACGUAUCCGAUCCCGUAGAUGUUGCAGAAAUGACUUUGGACAUAUGUACACUAUGGGCAGUUACUUAACAGGAGCGUUCCUCAACCAAGCCGGGAUAAGUUUAUGAAGGUGAAAUCUGCAUCCUCAUGUGAGAGGCAUUGGAAGGAAGACGACGUGGAUAUGCGCUAAUGGGAGGUUCUAUGCCAUGUUGACGCAUGAGUCGACGGGGGAAUUCAGAUGCCGCUAAAAGGGGCAGCGGGCGGUUUGUUGUUCCGGCAGCGCCACAGCACCAGCCACGAACCUGUGAGACCAGCGUAAAGAGCCAGCGUAAAAAUGCGGACCUCUGCGGCUUGCUCCUGCCACUCAGA